UGUCCGGUUCUCCUGCGCGUGGUUCCGAAGGGCGCCGGUUUCCCGCAGCAGGCGGUAUGGGCAGGGAGUCACGCCACUAUCGGAAGCGAUCAGCAUCACGGGGACGCUCUGGAAGUCGAUCUAGAAGUCGUUCACCCUCAGACAAAAGAAGUAAACGUGGAGAUGAUAGACGGUCUAGAAGCAGGGAUAGAGACAGGAGGAGAGAGAGGUCUCGUAGCAGGGAUAAAAGAAGAUCUCGGUCAAGAGACAGGAAGCGUCUGAGGCGUUCCAGAAGUAGAGAGAGAGAUAGAAGUCGAGAACGAAGAAGAUCUCGAAGUCGGGACAGGAGACGUUCAAGGAGCAGAAGCCGAGGCCGAAGAUCCCGGUCUUCCAGUCCUGGCAAUAAAAGCAAGAAAGCUGAGAAUAGGUCUAGAUCCAAAGAGAAAACAGAUAGUGGGGAAAGUUCUAAAGAGAAGAAAAAAGACAAAGAUGACAAAGAGGAUGAAAAAGAAAAGGAUGCUGGUAACUUUGACCAGAAUAAGCUAGAAGAAGAAAUGAGAAAGCGAAAAGAAAGAGUAGAAAAAUGGCGAGAAGAGCAACGUAAAAAGGCCAUGGAAAACAUAGGGGAACUGAAAAAGGAAAUCGAAGAGAUGAAACAAGGGAAAAAGUGGAGUUUAGAAGAUGAUGAUGAUGAUGAAGAUGAUCCUGCAGAGGCUGAAAAGGAAGGAAAUGAAAUGGAGGGUGAGGAGUUAGAUCCAUUAGAUGCUUACAUGGAAGAAGUGAAAGAGGAAGUAAAAAAGUUUAAUAUGAGAAGUGUGAAAGGUGGUGGGGGAAAUGAAAAGAAGUCUGGGCCAACGGUCACAAAAGUUGUCACAGUUGUCACAACCAAAAAAGCAGUUGUAGAUUCUGAUAAGAAGAAAGGUGAGCUAAUGGAGAAUGACCAGGAUGCCAUGGAGUAUUCUUCAGAGGAGGAAGAAGUUGAUCUUCAGACAGCUCUUACAGGUUACCAGACAAAGCAGAGAAAGCUGCUAGAACCAGUGGAUCAUGGAAAAAUUGAAUAUGAACCAUUCAGAAAAAACUUCUAUGUUGAAGUUCCAGAAUUGGCAAAAAUGUCUCAAGAGGAGGUGAAUGUAUUUCGGUUGGAAAUGGAGGGCAUUACUGUCAAGGGUAAAGGUUGCCCCAAACCAAUUAAAUCUUGGGUUCAGUGUGGAAUUUCUAUGAAGAUCUUGAAUUCUCUAAAAAAGCAUGGUUAUGAAAAGCCCACGCCAAUCCAAACCCAGGCGAUUCCUGCGAUAAUGUCUGGACGAGAUUUGAUUGGUAUCGCCAAGACAGGAAGUGGAAAGACCAUUGCCUUCCUGUUGCCCAUGUUUAGGCACAUCAUGGAUCAGAGGUCUUUAGAAGAAGGAGAGGGGCCAAUAGCUGUCAUCAUGACUCCAACUCGAGAACUGGCUUUACAAAUUACUAAAGAAUGUAAGAAGUUUUCGAAGACCUUGGGCCUUCGAGUGGUCUGUGUUUAUGGAGGAACAGGAAUCAGUGAGCAGAUUGCUGAGCUGAAAAGAGGUGCUGAAAUUAUUGUUUGUACACCUGGUCGAAUGAUUGACAUGUUAGCAGCUAAUAGUGGUCGGGUUACAAAUCUUCGAAGAGUGACGUAUGUUGUUUUAGAUGAAGCAGACAGAAUGUUUGACAUGGGUUUUGAACCACAGGUCAUGCGCAUAGUGGAUAAUGUUCGCCCUGACAGGCAGACAGUUAUGUUUUCAGCUACUUUCCCCAGAGCUAUGGAAGCCUUGGCUCGGAGAAUCCUGAGUAAACCCAUUGAAGUGCAGGUUGGAGGCAGAAGUGUAGUUUGCUCGGAUGUGGAGCAACAAGUGAUUGUGAUUGAAGAAGAAAAGAAAUUCUUGAAGCUACUUGAACUUCUAGGUCAUUAUCAAGAAUCAGGAUCUGUCAUUAUAUUUGUGGAUAAACAGGAACAUGCUGAUGGUCUUCUGAAAGAUUUAAUGAGAGCUUCUUACCCUUGCAUGUCUCUUCAUGGAGGCAUUGAUCAAUAUGACAGAGAUAGCAUCAUAAAUGAUUUUAAGAAUGGGACCUGCAAACUUCUUGUGGCCACAUCUGUUGCUGCCCGAGGCCUCGAUGUGAAGCAUCUGAUUCUUGUUGUAAACUAUAGCUGCCCCAACCAUUAUGAGGAUUAUGUGCACAGAGCAGGACGGACUGGAAGAGCAGGCAACAAAGGCUAUGCAUACACUUUUAUCACAGAAGAUCAGGCUCGGUAUGCUGGAGACAUAAUUAAAGCCCUUGAACUGUCAGGGACUGCAGUGCCACCUGAUCUAGAGAAACUCUGGAGCGAUUUCAAAGAUCAACAGAAAGCUGAAGGGAAAAUAAUUAAAAAGAGUAGUGGGUUCUCUGGUAAGGGAUUCAAGUUCGAUGAAACAGAACAAGCUUUGGCUAAUGAGAGAAAGAAGUUACAAAAAGCUGCUCUUGGUCUGCAAGAUUCAGAUGAUGAGGAUGCUGCGGUUGAUAUUGAUGAGCAAAUUGAAAGCAUGUUUAAUUCAAAGAAGAGAGUGAAGGAUAUGGCGGCUCCUGGAACAUCCAGUGUUCCUGCUCCCACUGCAGGAAAUGCUGAGAAACUGGAAAUUGCAAAGAGAUUGGCUCUUAGAAUCAAUGCUCAGAAGAAUCUGGGCAUUGAGUCUCAGGAUGUAAUGCAGCAGGCCACCAAUGCCAUUCUCAGAGGUGGCACCAUCCUGGCUCCCACUGUAUCUGCAAAAACCAUUGCAGAGCAACUUGCUGAAAAGAUAAAUGCCAAGCUCAACUAUGUGCCUUUGGAGAAACAAGAAGAGGAGAGACAGGAUGGUGGACAGAAUGAAUCUUUUAAGAGAUAUGAGGAAGAAUUAGAGAUCAAUGACUUCCCACAGACUGCUAGGUGGAAAGUUACCUCUAAGGAAGCUCUGCAGAGAAUCAGUGAAUAUUCUGAAGCUGCAAUUACAAUCAGAGGAACAUACUUCCCACCUGGCAAAGAGCCCAAGGAAGGAGAGCGGAAAAUUUACUUGGCAAUUGAAAGUGCCAAUGAGCUGGCUGUGCAGAAAGCGAAGGCAGAAAUCACCAGGCUUAUAAAAGAAGAACUGAUCCGAUUGCAAAAUUCAUACCAACCAACAAAUAAAGGAAGAUACAAAGUCUUAUAAAACAUCCAAGAAAAACUUUUGCCUGUGCUGGUCUGUGAUAAAUGUGGCAGUUAUUGUCUUCAGUUUACAAUGUAUUUUAAAUUAAGAUUUUUAAAAUUCAGUCUUGCUGAUUUUUUUUUUUAAGUAUUAGAAACCAGUAUUUGUUACAAAUCUUCUUUCUGUAAG
This is a messenger RNA of Budorcas taxicolor (takin), 3317 nucleotides long. It is a transcript of the gene DDX46, whose product is annotated as DEAD-box helicase 46. Bases 57 to 3152 code for a protein of 1031 amino acids. Gene Ontology annotation, biological process: mRNA splicing, via spliceosome. Gene Ontology annotation, molecular function: RNA helicase activity; nucleic acid binding; ATP binding. The record is from RefSeq and is a predicted model, not a curated record. Lineage: Eukaryota; Metazoa; Chordata; Mammalia; Artiodactyla; Bovidae. The transcript is spliced from 23 exons. Gene Ontology annotation, cellular component: nucleus.